AUGUUGGCCAGGCAAAGGACGACGAACCUGCGCAAUGGUCUCGACCGUGAUGUUUACCAAAUUGUGCGCAAGCUGGAGGACCAGGGAGAGUCCAAGCGACGACGGCUCACCGUCGUCACAGUCUACGAGAGCAUAAAAGCCUCCAACUCGAGCCUUGCGCGCCAGAAGCGCCGGCCCCUCGAAGAUGCCAUAGAUCGCGUUCUGCUCUAUAGGCAGGAGGAGGUCAAGGCCGACGAGGCUGGCGAGGACUCGGAGGAAGCCCUCGAGCGCGAGACUGCCGCCACCACCGCCGCCUGCAAGGCCGCGAGGCGAUCCGAACGGGAUGCUUUUCUGCUAAACAAGCAGAUUACCAAGCACUGGGACUUUUCGGGCGCGGCGGCCACCCCUUCUGCCGCUAGUGCGGUCUCGUCCCCUGGCAAGCCCAUCGCUAGAGCGGACUCGGCAGCAAAUCCAGUCUCGGGCGGAGAGGGUCCGGAGAGGAUGGAUGUGGACGAGCCGAUAGAGCGGCAGCCAAACGGAGAGCCCAGGCCGAAGCGCAAGCGGAAGACAAGGCAUGCCUCUUCGACCCGGGGCUCGGCGGCCGCGGAUCUGCCGGCCUUGGAGGCCAACGCGGGGCUCAAGCUCGACGACAUGGGCGGUAUCGACCACAUCUUGGACGCGUUCCAGGACCAGCUGCUGCUGCCGCUGCGGCAGGGCCUGCUCUACGCCGACGUCGGCUUCACGCCAAAGGGCGGCAUCCUCCUGCACGGGCCGUCGGGGACGGGCAAGACGUCGCUGGUGCACGCGCUGGCCGACGAGCUGCAGGUGGCCUUCAUCCCCGUGGCGGCCACGUCGCUGGUGAGCGGCAUCUCGGGCGAGUCGGAGCGCAACAUCCGCGACUUCUUCGACGAGGCCGUCCGGCUCGCGCCGGCACUGCUCUUCCUCGACGACAUCGACGUGGUGGCGGGCAAGAUGGACGGCGCGCAAAAGGCCAUGGAGGUGCGCAUGUCGUCCGAGGUCAGCCAGGGGCUCGACAAGAUCGCGCGCUGCACGGGCGGCGGCCGCUACGUCGUCGUCAUGGCGGCCAGCAACCGGCCCGACAGCAUUGAGCCCACGGUCCGCAGGCGCUUCCAGGAGAUGGAGAUGAGCAUGCCCGACGAGCGCGCGCGCGAGUCCAUCCUGCGCGCCAUGACGCGCGGCAUCUCGGUCGCCGGCGACGUCGACUACGCCGCCCUCGCGCGCCUGACGCCCGGCUACGUGGGCGCCGAUUUGGCCAAGGCCGUCGAGAUUGCCGUAACCGAGGCCGUCAAGUCUAGGUUUAGGAUCAAGCUCGAUAGGACGGCGGCCGAGGCCGGCCGUGCUGGGCCCAUGACGCCGCGCGAGUCUUGGAAAGCGGCGCCGGGCCAGGGAGCAGAUGCGCAGGCACGGGCUACGGGCGAUGGCAGCGACUCGGACGCGCGAACGUGGGUGACGUUCUACAACCUCAAGAGGGCUGUGGCCAAGGUGCAGCCGGCGGCGAAGCGGGAGGGCUUCAGCACGGUGCCCAACACGACGUGGGCCGAGGUGGGCGCGCUGCAGGCGGUGCGGCGCAAGCUCGAGUUCGCCAUCGUGCGGCCGAUCGAGCAGCCCGAGCGGUUCGCGGCGCUGGGCAUGAAGCCGGCAGCGGGGAUCCUGCUCUGGGGCCCGCCGGGCUGCGGCAAGACGCUCGUGGCAAAGGCCGUGGCCAACGCGUCCAAGGCCAACUUCAUCUCCAUCAAGGGGCCCGAGCUGCUCAACAAGUACGUGGGCGAGUCGGAGCACAACGUGCGCCAGCUCUUCUCGCGCGCAAAGUCGUCGGCCCCCUGCGUCCUCUUCUUCGACGAGCUCGACGCGCUCGUGCCGACGCGCGACUUCACCAUGUCGGGCGCCACCUCGCGCGUCGUCAACGCCCUGCUGACGGAACUCGACGGCGUCAACGACCGCUCGGGCAUCUACGUCGUCGGCGCCACCAACCGGCCCGACGCCAUCGACGAGGCCAUCCGGAGGCCGGGCCGCCUAGGCACCGACAUCUACGUCGGCCUGCCCACGCCCGACGACCGCGUCGACAUUUUGCGCACCAUCUACGACACCACCAUCCCGCGCCGCGGCGACGGCGAGGCUGAUGGCGAGCGCAGGGCGCGCGCGCAUGCGAGCAUCGACCGCGUCGCCAGGGACCCCCGCUGCGGGCGUUUCACGGGCGCCGACCUGCGCCAGCUGCUGCAUGCCGCCUCCGAGGCCUGCCUCAUGCGCAGCAUCGACGACGACGGCCCCGACUGCGGUGGCGCCGACCUGCACAUAUCCGACCUGGACUGGGAGGUGGCGCUGAACGAGGUCAAGCCCAGCGUCAAGGAUAUAGAAAAGUACCUCGAGAUAGCGGGAUAG
This is a messenger RNA of Gaeumannomyces tritici R3-111a-1, 2379 nucleotides long. RefSeq lists its product as hypothetical. Gene Ontology annotation, cellular component: nucleus. The coding region runs from base 1 to 2379 and encodes 792 amino acids. Gene Ontology annotation, molecular function: preribosome binding; ATP hydrolysis activity; ATP binding. Gene Ontology annotation, biological process: ribosome biogenesis. NCBI's taxonomy places the organism in Eukaryota, Fungi, Ascomycota, Sordariomycetes, Magnaporthales, Magnaporthaceae. The record is from RefSeq and is a predicted model, not a curated record. The transcript has 2 exons.